This is a messenger RNA of Argentina anserina (silverweed cinquefoil), 1063 nucleotides long. RefSeq names its product soluble inorganic pyrophosphatase 4. Lineage: Eukaryota; Viridiplantae; Streptophyta; Magnoliopsida; Rosales; Rosaceae. The transcript is spliced from 9 exons. Gene Ontology annotation, cellular component: cytoplasm; cytosol. The record is from RefSeq and is a predicted model, not a curated record. Gene Ontology annotation, molecular function: magnesium ion binding; inorganic diphosphate phosphatase activity. The coding region runs from base 203 to 913 and encodes 236 amino acids. Gene Ontology annotation, biological process: phosphate-containing compound metabolic process.
UUUAAGUUGUGGGUAUUUUUGGGGCCUUUAAAUGGGAGAGAAGAAAGAGAGCGGGAACAAACACACACGUACAGCUCUCCUCUCCUUAUUGCUUUCCUCCUCUACUUGAGCGCCUCCCCCAUAACUCCCAUUUCCUCUCUCUCCUUUUUGAGAUCUGCGUUAUUCUUCGUCUCCGGCGAGUUGCUCCGAUCGUUUUGCAGUGAUGGCUCCACCCACUGAGGCUACUCAGACAGUUACUGAGAUUCCCCAAAAAGUUAUGGAAAUUCCCCAAAAGGUGGCUGAUGCUCCUAAGAAGGGUAACAACCAUUAUUCCUCGCAUCCACCUCUUAAUGAGAGGAUACUGUCUUCAAUGACCAGGAGGUCUAUUGCCGCACACCCUUGGCACGAUCUUGAAAUUGGCCCUGGAGCUCCAAAGAUCUUCAACUGUGUUGUUGAAAUUGGAAAAGGAAGCAAGGUGAAAUAUGAACUUGACAAAAAAACCGGACUUAUCAAGGUCGACCGUAUACUGUACUCAUCUGUUGUCUACCCCCACAACUAUGGCUUCAUCCCUCGUACACUUUGUGAGGACAAUGAUCCUUUGGAUUGCUUGGUUAUUAUGCAGGAGCCAGUUCUUCCUGGAUGCUUUCUUCGGGCUAAAGCUAUUGGCCUGAUGCCCAUGAUUGAUCAGGGUGAGAAAGACGACAAGAUCAUUGCUGUUUGUGCUGAUGAUCCUGAAUACCGUGACUACAAUGACAUCAAGGACUUACCACCACAUCGUUUGGCUGAGAUCCGUCGCUUUUUUGAGGACUACAAGAAAAAUGAGAACAAGGAGGUUUUAGUUGAUGACUUUCUUCCUGCAUCUGCUGCCUUUGAAAGUAUCCAGCAGUCAAUGGAUCUGUAUGCGGACUACAUUGUGGAGAGCCUCAGGCGGUAGUUUGUGCGAGCAAUGAAUCCUCAGUGUUAUCCUAUUAUAUUGUCCUUAUCUUUGUAAUGGUGAUGAUGAUGAAAAUAACUCUACAAAUUAGUCGUUUUUGCAUACAUACAUUGUUCGCAAUAUAUAUAUGCCUAUACUACGAUUUCUAGA